Messenger RNA from Corylus avellana, 878 nucleotides. Lineage: Eukaryota; Viridiplantae; Streptophyta; Magnoliopsida; Fagales; Betulaceae. The record is from RefSeq and is a predicted model, not a curated record.
GUUGUAUAUAUAUAAUUUUGUUAAGCAUUCUGAAAAUUCCACAAUAAGGAGAAGAAAGCACCAUGGAAGAACUCAAUUUGGAGGCAUGGUACAACAUGAAAACCAUGAAAACAAAAAGAAAAGUAAGCAAAAAACAUAUUUCUGUUAUUAAUUAGUUAAACUAAUUAAUGACAUACUUCUGCUUUGCAUUUAGCAGCGUGGCUGGACCAAAUGCAAAUGUUGACAUUAACUCCACAGUGGCUACAACCAAUUGGAUAUCCGAAGGACUCCAUUACUUGCUCCCACCGCAUGUUCAGCCAAACAUGAGAAAGCUAGGACUCGCCGGCCAUAGCCGUGGAGGCAAGGCCGCUUUUGCACUUGUUCUUGAAAAGGCAGCAACUUCUCUCAAGUUCUCUGCCUUAAUAGGCAUUGACCCAGUUGAUGGAAUAUGCAGAUGCUUACAAACCCCUCCACCAGUACUCACCUAUGUUCCUCAUUCAUUUGACCUUGAUAUGCCUGCAAUGGUAAUUGGUACGGAAUUUGGUGAAAUGGGAAAGAAUAUUCUAUGUCGUAUUCCUCUUCCAGCUCCUGCUCCUAAGGGAGUUAACGAUGAGGAUUUCUUCAAUGAAUGUCAAAAACCAGCUUGUCAUUUCUUUGUGAAAGGUUAUGGUCAUGUUGGUAUGCUAGAUGAUAAUAUUGGGUUAAUGGGGAUAGAUCUGAAUAUGAUUUGUAGCCAUGGGAAUUCUAGGAAACCGAUGAGGAGGUUUGUUGGAGGAGUUGCUGUUGCAAUAUUCAUGAAAGCUUAUCUGCUAGGUGAUGACGGUGAGUUAAUGGCUAUAAGAGAUGGGCAGGAGACUGCACCAGUGGAGCUAAAAGCUAUUGAAUUUCUUGAGUGAAAU